GUUAACUUUGUCAUCUUCUUAAAAAUUCUCAGGAUGCUGAUUUCCAAGCUAAAAGCUCAACAAAUGAGCUUUCAUGACUACAAAUACAGAUUGGCAAGAUCUACACUUGUGCUGAUUCCACUGCUGGGGAUCCAUGAAUUUGUGUUCACCUUCAUCACUGAUGAACAGGUGGAAGGACUUUCAAGACACAUCAGACUUUUCAUCCAGCUGACAAUGAGCUCGUUUCAUGGUUUUUUGGUUGCAGUUCUGUAUUGCUUUGCCAAUGGAGAGGUGAAAGCAGAGCUGCAGAAGCAGUGGUCCCGUUUCCUGCUGGCAGAUCCCUUGGGCUGCAAACUUUGCUUUCUUGGGGAAAACAUCAAAUACCUCAGGAAAUGCUCCCAGAAACGAAAGAAACAGCAGCUCAGCAGCAAACACCACUUGUGCCUGGAGGUGAGCAAGCCCUGGGGCAUGCAGCUGCAGCAGGUGCUGGUGAGGCAGAGGACAGAGCUCAGCCCAGAGCCAGGCUGUGCCCGCCAGACCCGACCCCAGACCAGCAUGUCAGACAGCAGCGAGGGAGAUGUCACCACCGGAGAGACAACCGAGGAAGUCUUUGAGGAGAGUGAGAUUUAG
Acanthisitta chloris (rifleman) is the source of this 609-nucleotide messenger RNA. RefSeq names its product glucagon-like peptide 2 receptor. The transcript is spliced from 4 exons. The annotation marks the transcript as partial. Gene Ontology annotation, cellular component: plasma membrane. Lineage: Eukaryota; Metazoa; Chordata; Aves; Passeriformes; Acanthisittidae. The record is from RefSeq and is a predicted model, not a curated record. Gene Ontology annotation, biological process: cell surface receptor signaling pathway; adenylate cyclase-modulating G protein-coupled receptor signaling pathway. Gene Ontology annotation, molecular function: glucagon receptor activity; peptide hormone binding.